GUCGCAACGCCCCGUCUCUCUGUCCCUCUGCUGAACGCUCCCUAUAUAUCCAUCUAUUCAGCUCUAUCGCUGUGUUUCUCUGGACACACACGUGCACGCGCCCGCACCCGUCAUACCAGCACAUUACCUCGGCCAAGGGCCGUUUGGAUCCAGAGCCAUGGACAUGCGCCAGGUCAUUGUACGCCCCCCAAAAAGGGAGGGUUAUCAGUUUGAGCUUAUGGGGUCGCAUCCCGUCGUGCUUCAUGUGGACCCCAGCGGGCACGCUCACAACUCGGGUCUAAGGUCCGGUGACGUGAUCAUCCAGAUCAAUGGUUCAGACAUGUCAGAGGCACCACACCAGGCCGUGGUCUCGUUCAUUCGCAACAACGGACAUGGCCCCAUGAUGUUUACCGUCAUGCAGCUGGUUCCCGAUGAAAUUCGCGAGUGGCGCCGUCGUGUUGCACGCGCCUAUGCCUAUGCCAAUGCCACCCGCCCUCGCUCUGCGCAGCGCACCACCCUCCAUCUCCAGCCAGCCAGCAGCACGGGACGAAUCAAUGGCGGGCGUCUUCUCACAGCGCAGAUCAUGGACGAGGUUGGCGAGCUCGAGUGGUCAGGUGAAUCCAAAGAGAUAACCGACACGGGGGCUGCGCCUACCAUGCCUCGCGCACCGGCGCUGCGUCCCAUCAAAUCAAAUCGCUUGGCUUCGGCCAUGAUGGUCCGUAUCAACGAGGAGGAAGCACAAGAGGAAGCACGACAGGCAGCACAAGAUGAAACACAGGAGGAAGCACGAGGCGGCAUUGAGGGCGUGCUAUGGAUGGGUCAAGGCAGUGCUGCAGAGCUCGAGGCGUGUUCUCACAUGGAACGCAUCGCACGCGCCGUCACUGAGUUGGAUGAAGCUCUUGCUGAGCCGACCACCCUGGCGCCCGAAACUGCGGCUCAGCGUCGCUCUGCAGCAGAGCAAAGCGUCGCCUCGGCCACCUGUGCCCGCCACUUAAAGCUGGGCGGCUGUCCAGCUGACCUAGUUGUUGUGGACGAGCGCUUCGAACUCAUCUUGGUCGUUGACAACCAAGACCCGGUCUUUGUGGCCAAGGGCCAGCUUCCGGCCAACGAGGCCAUGCCUGCAAUGGCAGUUUGGCUCUGGCUACUCUAUCGGCAUACGCACGAGGCGUGGGUUGUAACCUUGCGCGCCGAAUCUCCCGAGGCCGACCUGCUGGUUCUGCCCUCGACAAAUCCUGGACGACCCCCUGCUGGAGCUGUGGGCUGGCUCGCCUGGAGCGCCGAUCAUGAUGGAUUCGAGGUCCAGUCCGGAGUCCGUCUCAUGGUUGCCUAAGCACACCACGCCAUCUGCCCGCGUCGCCUCUGGAUUGUGCCUACCAUACGAAGACCAGUGCAGAACACAUUCUCUUUUUCACUUGCUAUAACCCCAGCAAACCAUCAAGUGCUGGCACUGCGUGCCCCUUUUAUUGUUUAUUGUUUGUUUGUCCCCCUAUUCAAGAAUUGCCAUGAACAUUGCCACC
Molecule: messenger RNA, 1496 nt
Organism: Monosiga brevicollis MX1
Lineage: Eukaryota; Choanoflagellata; Craspedida; Salpingoecidae
Exons: 7
Coding region: 158-1309 (383 amino acids)
Molecular function (GO): protein binding
Source: RefSeq, a predicted model, not a curated record